ACAUUGUUUACACGGCGGCGAGGCGAGGCUGUGUGCGAGGCGCCGCGGCCAUGGGGAAGGUCAGGGGUGCUCAACCCACUGUUUGAUGGUCGCAUGCAGCCCUCAAGGAAGUGUAAUGCGGCCCUCGAGCAAGAGGGAGUAUCGGGAGGAGGAAGUGUAUGCCAGUGGCCCCUCUGUCAGUGGCACUGACGACUCCUCUGGCUCCAGCAACUCUCCCUCUGGUAGCAGCAGCAGCAGCAGCAGCAGCAAUGAUGAUAGCAACAGUGAGCGGGAGCGCCGACAGCGGAGACACAUCAAGAAGCGCUCAAAAAGAAAACGGGAGAAAAGGUCCAAGAGGGACAACUCAAGUGAAGAGGAAGAGGAGGAGGAGGACGAGUACGGUGACCCUGAUGAUCGGAGGAAGAGGUCAAGACACACAGUGGAGGAGUACACGGAGGAGCGGAGGCACCAUGGCACCACAGGAGGGAGCCGGAGAAAGAGGCGCCACCACCACCACCACCACCGCAAGCACAAACACAAACACCGCCACCGCCGCCGCCACCACAGUGAGGAGCGGAGCAAGGGUGGUGCAUCCUUGGAGCGGCCCAGUGAAGGGAGGAAAGGAAGGGAGAUGGAGGAGAGGAGGGGCAGGGAAAGGCUCGAACCGGAGAGGGAGAGACGAGCAUCAAGGGAGACCGAGAGGCGAGAGAGGAAGGAGGAGAAGAGGAGCAGAGACAAGAGCAGGAGUGAGGCAAGACCGGUGACGAGCAAAUGGGACGAAGAGGAGGACACCCCUUACGACCCUGGCCGGCGGAUAAAAGUGGAGCCUGGCCUGGAGGGUGACGGGAGUGAGGGCGGCUGGGAAGGAGAGUACGAGAAUGGUGGCAGCAGGAAGAGGAAGCACCAUCAUCAACAGCAACAGCACCAACGACGAAGACACCAGCAGCAAGAGAACAGCCACCGUCCACCGCACAGAGCGAAGGUGGAGGUGAAGGAGGAGCCGGGCAGCAGGUCGCGCCCAGACACCACAAACAGUUCAACGGCAUCAGAGAACGGCAGAACUGGCUGGGGGCUGAGUGGUGGUGGUGGUGGUGGCGGCGGUGAUGGUGGUGGUGGUGGAGGCGGCGACGGCAGCGGUGGCGGCGGUGGUGGUCACAGCGAGGACCCUGCAGAGGGGGAGGAGCGGCAGAAGCCCAACCUGGGAGUGACGGGCAAGCUGGCCGAGGACGCCAACACCUACAACGGCGUGGUGAUCAAGUACUCGCAGCCGCCCGAGGCCAGGAAGCCCAAGCGACGGUGGCGAUGGUACAUAUUCAAGGGGGACGAGGAGCUGCCGUUCCUGCCGCUCCACCGCCAAAGCGCCUACCUCAUCGGGAGGGAUCGCAAGGUGGCCGACAUCCCCACCGACCACCCGUCCUGCUCUAAGCAACACGCCGUCCUGCAGUACAGGCUCGUCACCUACAAAAGAGGAGACGGAACAAAGGGCCGCACUGUCAAGCCGUACAUUCUGGAUCUGGAGUCGGCCAACGGAACAUACGUCAACAACCGGCGCAUCGAUGCCAAGCGCUUUGUGGAGCUGCUGGAGAAGGACGUGGUCAAGUUCGGGUACAGUUCCCGUGAGUACAUCCUGCUGCACGAAGGUUCCAAGGGCGAUGAUGAGGAUAUUCCCGACACCGGCACCGACCUUAGUCCUGUGUCCAUGCUGCGAAGCUAACACCCUGGCGGCCCCUCUGGUGGUGGUGGUGGCGGUGGUGGCAGUGGCAGUUCAUUUGGUUCAUAGUUAGUCUUUGAUCAUUUUUCCUUUCUCAUAGUUUCCUUAUCUUCCCCUCCUUCCUGUUUUUAUAAUUUGGCCCCUCCCAGAGUUUCUUAUUGUGUUUCUCUUUUCAUCUUUUCCUAACUCUUUCAUGUUUUAUCAUUUUUCCUUUCUCAUUGUUUCUAAAGUCAUGCUCUUAUUCUUCUUUACCUUCCCUCCUUCUUUCUUUUUAUCUUACUUUCCCUUCAUCUUUCUUUCUGUCCUUCAUUCAUUCUUUCUCUUUGCUAUCCAUUUUUCAUUCCUUUUUUCUUUCCUUCUUUCUUUUGUUCCUCUGUCCCUUCUUCCCUUCAUCAGUAACUUUUUUUUUUUUUUUUUUAUCCCAAAGUUCCUCUCAUCACAAUGUCUUACCUCAUUCUUCUGGACCUGUUCUCUUGUUGUUCCCUUAUCAAAGAUAGAGAGAAAAAACACUAUUUUUUUAUUGGGGGUGUCAUAAGUUUUUCCUAUCAGUGUCUUUAGCUCUGCUUGCUUUUCUCUUCUCUUUUCCUGUGCCCAGAUUACAAGCUCUUCCCUCCUAGGCCAUUCCUUUGAGGUCAGUUCCAACAAUAUCAGCCAGCCAAACUCAUUACCUACGAGCUUUCUGUGGACCACUUUGAGAAGGUAAUGGCUACAUCCAACAUUUACUUUCUGUUGAAAAUACUAUGGUGCAAAUGGGCUAAUGCAAUACUAAUUGGAAGUGAUUUAAUGAAGGUAUAAAGCAGUUUAGAAUCUGCAGCAAGUAGUAACUGACAUCUCUUAGUAAGGGAGAGCUUGGAGUAUGGCUGCUAAUCACUGUAUGUCUCAUCCCAUCACUGUGUGCAGGUCACCACAAUAUACAAAUAUUCAGGACCCAAGAAGUCACUAUGACAAGGAGCGUAAAUCUAGGACAGUUACAGGGUUAGAGAUUGGUUGAUAAUGUGACUUUCAAAACUGCUUCAAUGUAGAGGACAACACUGCAUUUAUUGAUCCUUCUGUAUUGAGUUAGGUUGCCAGCUCCGGACAGAGACCAGUAAGUACAGUGCUUCCCUCCACAUAGAAGCAGCUUGGAAAGUCUCCCAUUGCUGCAAAUAUUUUUAUGAUGAUAGAGUGGCUUUAGAAGCCUUGUACUGCCAUUCUCACCCAAGAUCUGUUUGCUAGGUUGUACACUGCUUCUAUUAAUAUUCAUGUUAAGAAAGAAAAAAUUACUGUGGAAAAUUGAGUCAAGGUAUAAAAAUUAACCCAGUCUCAGAAAAGGAUUAUUUACAUUUUUUGCAGAAACAGGCAACCCCCAGUCCACAAGUGGGUUAUGUUCCCAAAAAUCUAUUCAUUGUUCAAAAUCAUCAUAAGAUGAGUUGAUUAGCGUGUCCAGUUAUUCAGUUUCCAGUCUCUCAAUCAGUGCUGUUUAGCUCACCUUUUCUGUGGAAAAUGCAGUCAUGAAAAAUACAUAUUCAUUAACAAAAAACAAGUACAAAAAAAAAAAGUAUUUAUGAUGAUCUUUUUAAUUUCAUUUCAGUUUUCAGUCAUUAAUAUCAUUGAAAUUUUGAAAGAAUGUAAUAUUAGGAUCUGUUUUCUGGAGGGAUUUUUUUUUCUACACUCACAUAAAACUGGAUUCCCUUUCUUACAUUAUGAUUAUGUUUCCAGUAAAUGGAAAUCAAGUCCAUCUAUAACAUCAUUCAUGUAUAAGUUUUCGAUGAGUUCCUUACAUUAAAUUAUUUUGCAUAUUAUAGUUUAGCUUACCCUCCAAAAUAUCUUCUGCACUGCACCACAUUUUCUCAGUUUUAGGUUUAUUUUGUCAAAUAUACAUGAAAAGUGUUCUAAUUCACAUAUAGAAAACAACGCAACAAAAAAGUUGACAUGCAAAUCAGUAUUUACAUAAUAAAGUACUGAUUUUUGCUAUUCCGGAAUUAAUGUGCCCGACAGUGGGGUCAGAAUAUCAUGGAUGGCAGUGGUGUUAUGUGCACAUUUUUACCAUCAAAUCUGUACAAUGAUAACAAUGAUGAUGUCAGCAAUUCUUCUCUGUCAUUAUAUUAUACAUUUAUUCCCUGAAUUUCACUUCGUCUCCAUCAGUUAUUCAGCUGGUAAUGAAGUUCUUAUAGUUUUAAAGCAGAUAAUAUUUGUUACAUUAUAAAUCAUCCAUCAGAAGGCAUAAAAAGGAUUCACUAACAUAUAUACAAGAAUAUGAACAUAAUAAGCUCUUGACAGCAACUUCAGGAUGCCCUGUGAAUUUGACAUGAAUUAGUAAAGAAUUUAGAAUAGACACCUACGCUGCUCUGGCCUGCAGCUGGUAACAAAUUUCUGUGCCAAAACCCAAGACUACAUCCAGAAGGGAAUUUUCAACUUGCUUACUGAAGAUUGGUUCUAGGAUUCCAAUUUUUUUCCCCAUUUACCCACAUCAACCCAUUUUUUGCUCAAUCUGAUAGAUAUACUAGACUUUCCUUCACUGUGCCUUACCCUAAAUGGCUGAGGAAAGGCAUUAUAUGCUGUGAAACUGAAGAAACAGUAAAAAUAAGUAAUUGUAUCAAUGAUACAUACAACUCACGUGGCUUUGUUUACAACCAGCAGCUGAAUGUCAUCCCUGACUUUGGCCACAUCUUUAUGCUAUGAGUGUAUUGUAAAACUUUUCAAGUUGAAUGCCGAGGCAGGACCUGAACCCUCUCCCUGCCCUCACCUGGCACUGGGUAGUGUAUAUAAAAUGUCUUAUGUAUACAGUCAUGCACCAUUUGACAUUCACAUUAUAUUCUGUGAAAUAAUACACUGCAUGACCUGUGAUCAUGGGGCUACUCAGGGUUGAUGGAGUAAGGAAAGUGAAUUUAAGAAUUAAAAUGACAGAGGCUGUUACUGCCACUUACACACAUUAUGACAUGUACUGUACAUGUGUCAGCUAACCAGUUGUUCCAGUUUUCAUUACCUAUUUGAUAUUAUCAUUACCAGAUAUUAAUAGUGAGUAAGUCAUUUGCAGGAGUAUGAUACGUAUGCACCCAAAGAAUUGAAAACAAAAAUGUCGGGCACUGCUCAUUGCUGCCCACGCUCCUACAUAACAGCUGUGUAACUGCUUGUGGGUAUGUUCACUGCCUGCUUGAUAUUCUAUUUCCCACUUUUUUAUAGAAUGAAACAUUCAGUAGUAAGUACUUUUCAGUACCUGGAGAAUUAAAACCAAAAAUGACAGAACUCUGCUCGCUGCUGCGCACGCUCAUUUAUGUACAGAAGUGAUCAUGAGCCCCACUAACAGCUCCUUAUCCUACCAAUGAGGUCCUUCCUAUGCUUGGAUUACAGUUUAUUCCUGUAUGCAAACAUGGUGUGUUAUGUAUAUGGGGAGUGUCAUGUGCCAAAAUGAUUUUACUAUACUUCUUUGAUAAUACAAAGCAGCACUCUCCCUAAAUCAGUUAAACAUAAUAAGCUUAAUAUUCACCUUUAAGAUGUGCUGUAGAGGAAUUAUUAUAUGCAUAGGAGCCAUACAGUUGUAAUUCAGUUGAACAACUAAAUGCAUGUCUGCAAAGAUACACCAUCCAAAUGCCUUUCAAGAGUUUGGCCUCGUCUCAGUGCUAUGAAUAUUACCCAUUGUGGAAUGGAGAGUUCCUUACCCCUCUGUACCUCAUCGUUACCCUAUCAUUGGAGACUAUUUUUCUUGCCUCCUAAGUAAAUUUACCCAAUAUGAAAAAUGUUGAGACUGUCGAUGAUGUCAGGCCAUAGUGUUGAGCUAUCUUGUUUGUCUUCUCACAGCUCUCAUUCUUCCUUAUUAUGGCAGGCUUUGUGAUUUGUUUGCCAGGGCACCUGGAUGGCAUGAUGGCAAAAUAUUAUGUUUCACAUGUGGUGGCAAAAUGCUGAACUGGUUUGGAUGAGAGGAUGAAAGUGAAAGGCACACAUUUUCUCCUGUGGUGGCGCUGUGGUGGAGGAGAUAUAAACAAGGCAGUAAGAGAGGGAGGAGGGCAGUUGUCAUGAAUUAGCUGAUUAAGAGCUUUUAAAGCAAAUUUUGGUAUUUGUUAGGACAGUGGAGGGUAGCAAUACAUGAUCUUGGUCAAAACAAGUUUUUGUUGCGUGAACAUUCAUACAGUGGGGUUGCCUGUACCUCUUGUUCUCUGCGAGUUUGAAUUCAUAAUUUCUGGAAGUACACAGUUUAAAAAAUUUCUUUGGGUUUCUUCCAUUAUGCCAUUUAUUUAAUGUUGACUUGCUAAGUAUUUUUAAUGAAAAAAUUAUAAUAGUAUUUAAACUAUGCAAAAUCCACAUUACACAACUUUAUUAGGAACACAAUCUUCACUCUAAAUGAAAGUUACGCGCCUGUAUUUUGAUGAUUGUUGAUUUUUGUACCUAAACUGCAUUUUCCCACCAUGGGGACUGAUUGAAAUGAUACCUAAAUAUUGGUUUACAUACCCUGCAGCCCCUUCACCCACACCAUAUAAGCCACCACCACCACCACAAUCACUCCCAGGCCAUUUCAUCCAAAGGCCACACAUUUAGAACUCACAGUAUACCAUCAUUUUUCUAACAUAGAUUGUAGUCAACAGAAAAAAAUGCCUGCAGAGGGUGACACAACAUUCAUUCUACCAUUACUAGGCUUUCUCAUCCUUAGACCACACAUUCAGAAGUCUCAAUAUUCCAUUUCAAGACCAUUUUUCUACCAUAGAGUGUAGUCAACAGAAAAAAUAUUGCCUGCAUGGGGUAACCUAUCAUUCAUUCUACCACUGUCAGGGUUUCUCAUCCAUAGAUCACACAUUCAAAAGUCUUGUGUAAACCCAUGUAUAGUAACUGGUUUGGGAGGGGGAUCAAGGACUUGGUUAAUUCAGCAUACUUUGGACAGUGUUAGGCAGUUAAGGAUCACUUACAAAUUAUAUCAAAGUCCAUCUUAGACCAUGUAAUAUUUCUUUAUUAGGGGGUAGGGGGAUCAUCUCCAUCAACCCCUCUUUUCUAUACGGGCUUGCUAAUAUGCCAUUUCAAGGUCGUUUUCCUACCACAUACUGUAGCCAGCACGAAACAUGCUUCAGAUGACCCAAGCAGAAGAUGAAGCAGCAUUUGCCACUACUGCCAUGACAGCAGCUUCUCUGCCACAUUACCAUUCAUGUAUAUAUAUUCCUAUACAUUUCCCUCCCUGCUCUACCCUGAAGAUCACUAUCUAUUUGUUAUUGUACAUAUCCAUUCAAAAGGGUGGCAGGCGAGCACACUCACACACACAUAUACACAGAAAGAAGCUGAUACAUGUCUGUAUAUCUCUUCUUCCCUGUGAAAAUUGUUCAAAGGCUUAAGUGACUUUUUUCAGGCCAGAGUCAGUGGGAGGAGAGAAAAGCCAGGAGCUUAUAGAUGAACAAUUAACCCUUUCACGCACCAUAAGUUUAAUAAGUUUCUCUUUCCACUGCGACAACCGUCUGGGGCUCCCUAGGGGGCCCAUGCGGCGAAAAUUUUUAUCAUGUUAUCGAUUUCACCCACGAGUAUUCUUUUUUCCUGGUAGUAUUAUAUAUCAUUGGUUUUGGAAGAGAUUAUUCUGCCUUAUGAAAGAAAAAAUAUCAAGAAAUGCAAAUAAAUAGCGAAGUUUACCGACUGAAUAAAAUAAUUUAAAGGGACGACAGUCACACUCACAGGCUGCCUGCUGAGAGGCAACUAAGCCACAGGCAAUUAUCACUUCAAAUCCAACAGCACGAGAGAGUUGACAAUUAGUUUAUUUUAUAGUUCUAGCUUGGAUCUUUGACGCAAAAAAAAUUGACGCGAUUCUGAAAGAUACUUUAUUUUUGGCAAUUUUUUUAAAGUUUUUGACGAUUUGAGUCAAAAGCUCAAAUGUAGACGAUUACGUUUUGACGCGACUUGCGUCAUGGUGCGAGAAAGGGUUAACAUUAUCAGAACAUUCAUGGUUGUCUUGGAACUGACUCCUUCAUGUGAGUGUUUCAAGAGUGUCACCCAAGUGCAUUUUCUGCCACCUCUCAGUAUUUUCUACCAGUACAAACACAUUCCUGUAAAUGUGUUAACUCACUGCGCACCUUUUUCCUUUGUCUCACAAUGAUGUUUACCUUACUAAAUUGUCACUAAGUAAAUAAACCUCUAUUUUUCAGAAGCACCCUUUCAGAUUGUCUAUUUUUAUCAGGAUUUCAUUCUAUAUCAUCUGAACUCAUUAGAUUUUUUUUUUUUUUUUUUUUAUGGAAGUUUAUUUAAUCAGUGACAAUUUAGUAAGGUUCACAUUAUUGUGGGACAAAGCAAAAAGAUGCAGAGGACUGCACAAUUACCCAAAUAUGCCGGUACUAGUAAAAAAAUACUCAAGGAUGCUAGAAAAUGUGCUGGUGUGACACGUCCAUGAAAAGAAGAUUGUGGGUCACCAAGCUCCUGGUUCUUACCUUUCCUCAUAUUUGUAGAUGUUCUGCUGUGGCUUGUGAUGUCUGAGGGGGUACAGGUCUUCAUUCCCAGGUGAAACAUGAGUUGUGAGGCUGCACUAUGGGCUCAGUCAAGCAAGAGUACAUUCCUUUAAAUGACACAGAAUUUGUAAUUGACACCAGGGAACUCGUCCCCUAGGCCCUGCCCCUUCCUGGAGUCAGCACUGAUUAUGUGUUUUUGUUUGUUUUUUUGUUUUUAGUUUAAGAUUACCUAAGGAAUUAAAAGGAACCACAAGCUAAAAGAGGAUCAAGCUGAAGUUGACACUACCCACAGAGAGGGUGAGUGAAGGGACGGGACCUAGGAGACAAGUUACCAGGUGCCAACUAUAGCUAAUUAUCAUGGAGGAAGUGCAGGACUUGCUGGAACCGCUUUCAUCAUGAAGGCUGAGCUGUGUUAGGAUCUGCAGAGAAAUGUAACAACGAUGCAGAACCCCAUGAAUAAUGAGGUUCAUCGAGGAUAUACUAGCACUAACCUCUUGUUCAAUAGGAAGGCUGAGCUGUGUUAGGAAUUAAGAAAAAUAUGUAACUAAUGGCACAAAACCUAGCUGAUAAUGAAGUUUAGGGAAACUAUACAAGCCCCUUCAGUAAUUUUAGUAGGAAGGAUGAACUGUGUCAGGAAGGAGAGCAAAGACAUUCAGUUCAGUUCAAUGUUGUUCAGAGGGAAUGUCUUUGCAAUGGCCCCUCUCUUAGUCCUUAAGUGUGGUUGUGAUGGUGUCGUGACCAGCGUGUGCCCCCCCCGGGGAAGGCUUACCAGCAUUACAGCACCAGGUUUUGAUGUUCUUCAUGAUUAUUGCAUGUGGCUUCAGAGUAAGGUAUGACUGUCACUUCAAAUGCACUAGUCCAGCUAUCUCACAUAAGGAGAAAUCUACUCAGGCUGGUAUAUGAAUGUGAAAUAUUGUUAAAAUAAAAAUUAUUAAAGCUUGAUUUUAACAACAGCUCGCUUUCAUGCCUCAGCUCAGUUUUUAAGAGUAGUUUUUUGUCCUGUAUGGGAACUAAUUUGACUAGUCCACUCAAAGUGGCAGACAUACCUUCAUUUUUGAAGCAGAGUUGGUCCCCAGGCCAACCUGCAAUUAGGGGGUCACACAGACUUUCUGGGUUAUAGUAGGUCAGACCAGCAUCAGCACACGACUGUGUUUGUGGAUGUCUUUAUUAUGUACUCACCAAACCUGGCUCUGGGUGUUCCUGAGCCACCAGGGUGUUACACAGGGAAGGGAAGAUGUCUAUGAAGUAACCAGCAGUAACAUGUAUUUGUGUUUUGACUGGAAGCCUUUGUAGGGAAGGUCACAAGGUACUUAAUACCAGGCUGCUAGAAGGAAGGAAAGGGUAGGAUAUAAUGUUCAAAGGAGUUCCCUGUGCACUGACGGAUGUAUUUGUAAGGAGUGGCAAAGAAGAGCAUCAUGUGACUUUCUUAGGACUCUGCAGUCCAAGACCAAAACUGUCCUUUAACGUUAAGUUGGGCUUUAUUUUAAGGGCCUUGUUUUGGGUCCACCUCAUGGAAAAACUAAAAUGGACAUCACAAAUAUUCAUCACCAUUGAGAUUAGUUGGUGAUUAUCAUGAGCCUCAAGUCCCCUGCCAUGCCCCUGCUGAGGCAGAGGCAAGGAAAACAGUGAUGCCCACUCGUCCUGAGUUAAGAGGUGAAGUUGAAUCUCCACUUAGUGCAGGGCAAGUAUUAGCAGUCAAGCUUUCCCUGUCUCUGCUGGGAGUGACAUCAUCUGUGGGAUAUUCAGAAAUAAAGAGACAGAAAGGACAUUCUCCAUAACUCGUGAUGGUGCAUGGUUUUAUUUAAGAUACCAUGAAAGUGAUUACUAAUACGAAGGCUGCAGGAGGAUGGGCCUAUCAGGGUGGAUGCUAUUGUCUGGUAUCCACGUAUAUAUUUAUCUUGCUUUUGUGUAAUUAUUUUGUUAAGAAUGAAGUGGUCUGGGUAUCCAGUCUGUAGGCUUCAUCAGGGUAAUUAUAAAGAGGCUGAUGGUGAGAAGUAUCAGUUUUGGAUUACAUUGCUCUGGCUGCUUUAUUGGCUGACUUUGUACUAAGGAAAACAUUACCAUGAGGCCAAUGUUGGGAGGGGAAGUGUAAUGCCAUCACCUCACUCUUCGUGGGAGGAAACUUUCCACACAUUAUUCACAUGAAGAUUGUAGAGUUCAGUAGUAGUGAGUGAAUAAAAUAAAUGUCUUAUCCAUUUCAAUAAAGUAUUUUUUUGUUAA
This is a messenger RNA of Eriocheir sinensis (Chinese mitten crab), 10299 nucleotides long. Its product is annotated as smad nuclear-interacting protein 1-like. The transcript is spliced from 8 exons. NCBI's taxonomy places the organism in Eukaryota, Metazoa, Arthropoda, Malacostraca, Decapoda, Varunidae. The record is from RefSeq and is a predicted model, not a curated record. The coding region runs from base 86 to 1693 and encodes 535 amino acids. Gene Ontology annotation, cellular component: nucleus. Gene Ontology annotation, biological process: miRNA processing. Gene Ontology annotation, molecular function: protein binding; mRNA binding.